AAACCAAAAGUAACGUUGUGGAUCUGCACUAAAUCUACGUUUUGUGAUUUUAAUUCACUUUCGUUUCUUCUUUUCUUGUGUCGUGUUAUUGUGAGAGCUUGUCAUAAAUGAAUCAAAUUGCACAUAUCCAUCGGUAUUUAUGAAUUGCUAUGUUAUUAUAUUUGGGACAACACGAGAUAAUUGUUAAAUGAUCUAUCAGCAUAAACUAUUUGCUGAAUACCGUUUUUUUACAAAAACGUUGAAGAUCCAAAAUCGUACCUACUGCAAGACAAAUCGAAAAACAAAACUAUUUGUCAUAGUUCUUGUAACAAAAAUAGCUGCACUAAUUUUAUAAGAUAUUUGCAUUCUUAUAUAGAUAUAUGCAUGUAUAUGCUUGAACAUCUAUUUAUAGACAUAACUGAUUAUUAUAUUUGUAUAUCAAACAUAUGCUAAGUAAAGAAUAAUGUUGGAGAACCAGAAAUCAAAACCACAGAGUAGUGACAGUACAGAAAAGAAAACAAUAGAUAAUUCUUGUAGCAUAGAAUCAGAACAUGGUAUGAUUACAGGUUGGACUGAAUCGGCCAAAAAAUUUGUUUAUAUGAAACGAUUUGGAUCAUCUAGAGUGCUUCGUAAAUCAGUCACACAAAGAAACAAAUAUUUACUCCGAUAUAAAAUUAAUAGAUCUUUGAAUUUUGAUAUUAACUUUCCAAGAAAAGAUAGUUUACGCCGUCUAUCACGUAAUUCAAAUUUGGAUAAUAGUUCCAUCAAUAUGAAUAAAUCAUCACGAUAUUCACACAGAGCAGCUAUGAUAAUGAACGCACUCAGUCGCAGCGAUACUUCAUAUGGCAGAAAUGAAAACAUAAAAAAAACAUUAACAUAUGACUCAAGUUCUAGCUCAAAGGAAAAUAGUAGUUUUGAUGAAAGCACUUCUAUUGACUCAAUAUUUAAUACAUCAUUGUAUACAUCAGAUAAAUCUUUGGGAUCCAAUAGAAAUUUAAGCGAUACUUCUACUAGUAGUGUACCAAUUAUAUCUUUGGAAUCAAUGGAUGAAAAUCAAAAUCAAACACCGCAGCAAAAUCAAAAAGUUGCUAAAAUAUUAAGUGAUACCAACACUAAGAAAAGUGCAGAAAAAUCAAGCUCAUCAUCAUCUGGAUCUACAUCGUUGCUUCGCAGCAACAUGAAAGAAAAGAUUGAUAGUAUUAUAUGUAAUGUGCAGACACCUGAGUUAUAUUUUUUAAAACAAAGUAACAGAACACCUAGCUAUGAUUUAGUUGCGAGUACACCUAGGAAUUUGCUUAAGGAGUUUAAUAAAGAUGAAGAAGAUAGUCCGCAUACACCUGAAAAUAUCAUUCAGUUCAUCCCAGAAAGCAUGAGUAGUAUUAAGAAGAGUCAUAAAAAGGGGAGAUCAUAUGACCCUGUGUGGAAUAAAAGUUUACAUGCGAAAAGAAGAACAGAAUCAUUAGAAGCAGAUGAUAUACUUACAAGUAGCAGUUCUUACAUGGCUACUGUAAAUGAAUCUCCAAAGAAGAGUAGAAAUGCUAAGAAGGCACUCAUUUAUAAUUUGGACGACGAAUUUUCUGACAAUGAAUCAAUAUCUGAUUGUAUCAAGCGGAAAACUAUAACAAAAACUGUCAAUUCAAGUGAUUGUAAGAUAUACGAAGAGGAUAUACAAGAUAUUGGUGAUAUAUCAACAUCAUCAGUAUCGAAUUGUAAUGAUAAAGAAAAUAAUUUCUAUUUACAAAAGGCAUCAUUAGGUAAUGUCGAUUUAAUAGAACGUGAAAACAGAUCGGUAUCUUUGGAACCUGAUUCAGCUGUUUCUCAAGACUCUAGAACUGAUAAUGGUUCAGUUACAUCUAAGAAAUUUGUAGAUGUUUUCGAUCUUACGAAUGAAAGACCAAACGAUACAAAAUGUUGUGAAAUGCGUGCAACAGCAGUGGGACUUGUUAAAAUGUUAGAUAUUCAAGAUCAAAGUACUCAAGAUCAAGAACCUCAGAAGAGCAUAAGCAAUUUCUUACUUAGUAGUAAAUAUUUACUCAACUAUAAUGUGAUUUGUUCGAAAAGUUAUGAACGGCCAAACACACCUGAAAAUAUAAAUUCGAGUAGACUUCUGUUGCCGCAAUUUACAUCCGUUAAAAAAUCACAUAAAAAAGAUAAGAGAAGGAAUAAAAGUAUCUUAAAUGUUUCGAAAUACGAUGUUAAGGGUAACGAAUGUCGUAAAAAAGCUAUUGGUUUUUUAACGGAUGAUGGAUUCACAAAAAAAGACUCUGAUAAAUAUAGAAACGAGUCGUUUCCGGUAAGUGAUGAAUUUAAAAAGAAAAGAUUUACGAACAUAUCUCUACAAAAUAUGUCCCUGCACGAAUUGCUAUGUUCCGAAUCAUUGUUUUCGGAAUGUGAAGAUACGGAUGAUGAAUUUAAAAUACAUACUCCUAUUAGAAAAAGAAUGUCAUCGAUUUUAGAUACUGUCAAGAACCAUGUUUGUAGAAGCAAAACGUCAUCAGAAGAUGAUAAACCAGUAGAAGCUACAAAUGCAACAGAUGAGAAUGGAAGAUUAACACCAAUUAAUAUGUCAACAGCAGAAUUGCUUUGUAAUAUAGACUCAAUUAAAAAAUCACAUAAGAAGGACAAGCAUGAUGGUAGCAUGUGCAAAAGACGAAUUCUAGAGAAGAAGCCAUCCGAGUAUAUUAAGGAAACUGAGAACAUGAAUUUUAUGGAUAAUAUAAAGAUAUCAAGAGAUCAUACAUCUCCGUCCUUAAAAUUGAAUCCAAAUAAUGAUAUUUCUUGUGAUGAGAUGGGAGUAUGCAGUAAUACGCAUAAUGUGAACAACAAAAAGAACGAGGAAAGCAUUUUUGAUCCUCAGCCGUCUACGAGCCGAGGAAACAAUAUUAUUAAAAAAGAUAUGAAGAAAUCGAAAAAUCUAAGUACAACGCCUCCAAAUAGUUGGAAUGCAAUAAAAUUUAUGAAACUGCUGCACACAACUUCUAUUAAGAAAUCUCAUCAAAAAGAACGGAAAAUCAAUUCGCAGAGUAAAUAUAUUUUGAUGUGUCAUGAAUAUGAUUUAUCCGAUGAUGGAUCAAUAUUCGAUGAGGACGAUAGAUUAACUUGUAUGGAAAACUUCAAUCCCUGUCAAGAUAAGAUUGAAUAACAUGG
This is a messenger RNA of Harpegnathos saltator (Jerdon's jumping ant), 3126 nucleotides long. RefSeq lists its product as uncharacterized. The record is from RefSeq and is a predicted model, not a curated record. The coding region runs from base 443 to 3121 and encodes 892 amino acids. NCBI's taxonomy places the organism in Eukaryota, Metazoa, Arthropoda, Insecta, Hymenoptera, Formicidae. The transcript has 4 exons.